This is a messenger RNA of Kuraishia capsulata CBS 1993, 1662 nucleotides long. RefSeq lists its product as uncharacterized. NCBI's taxonomy places the organism in Eukaryota, Fungi, Ascomycota, Pichiomycetes, Pichiales, Pichiaceae. Gene Ontology annotation, biological process: positive regulation of transcription by RNA polymerase II. Gene Ontology annotation, molecular function: zinc ion binding; DNA-binding transcription factor activity, RNA polymerase II-specific; sequence-specific DNA binding. The coding region runs from base 1 to 1662 and encodes 553 amino acids. The transcript is spliced from 2 exons. The record is from RefSeq and is a predicted model, not a curated record.
AUGAGAGAUCCGGUCACUCUGGUCUGUUGGGCUUUCCCACAAAGGGUUUUUAAUAACCCUAAACUGCCUGAACACAGUUCAUCCCCCUUUUCUCACCUUCUUUCUAAACCAACAACUCGCUUGUUUGCUGCAAUCCUGCUGUUAUCUGUGCCUAUUGUCCCCAUAAAGCAGAUUCAUUUACCCCAUAUCCCAGAACAAUUACCCGCUUUGAUCGCAAUGCAUGUGAUAACGCUUCCUACAGGCCAGAAGAGAAUCAACCAGGCUUGCGACAGGUGUAGGGUCAAAAAGAUCAGAUGUGAUGGUCAACUUCCAUGUGGAAACUGUCAGAAAGUUCACUACAAGUGUGCUAUAAGUGAUAAGCUGACGAGAAAUUCGUUUCCAAAAGGUUACACCAAGAAUCUGGAGAGAAAAAUCAUUGACCUGGAAAAUGAGCUCAUGGAAUGCCAAAGAUAUCAACGCCCGGUCAGACUGGAAACUGUUGACUCACAGCUCAGGUUCACUAGAUGUACUUUUGAAGAAUUCAAGGUGAAUCUUUUUGAUCUGGACUCUGGCUUUUCCAGAUUUUCUAGCCGGUUCGGAUACUUUCCGUUCACUAAGUUGGACACUAAGCUUUAUAAAUUGGUCUUGAUGAGAUUUGAGGACCCAAACUCGAUUCCGCUGUCCAAGCUCGGAUUUUUGUCGCAGGACUUUGUGAUCUCGCCUGACUCGCUAGACGAGAUAUGUCUUCUAUUAUUCCACUUGGUUUUGUGGGAGUUGCCUAACCCUGAGAUUCUGAAUUGGAUUUCCCAGCUUUUGUCGUUUGGAAAGGCACUCAUAUUUUCGCUAGACGUUGACAAUGACCAUUUCUUUAUUUUCAACUCGCUGCUCCUUUGGUUCAACCGGACUCAUGAUUUGGAUAUGAAACUUCCACGGAGAAAGGAGACUGCGGAGUGGUUUGAAGACUACGAACUUGCACUGCAAGCCUACAAUCCCGUGUUUGGAUCGAUUUCUCUGCAAUUCGCAGACUCUGCCAUCAAGGUCGACCAUUACAGUUCUCAGACUGAGCUCAGAUGUAGACUGGAUUUGCAGAAUGUGGAGCAAGUGAAGAACGAAGACAGCAAACUCAACAAACUCUGUCAAGAUUUCAGACUCAAGUAUGGUAUAUCUGAAGGACCCAUUGCAACGCACAAAGUCCGUGCUCCCAGGACCUCACCACCACCUCAAAAAUUCACCCACCAACUCACAGAUAUCACUUGCAAAAAGGAAGAUGACGAUUUUGACCUUCAUUCUUUUGGAGAAACCCACUUUGAUGACUUGGAUAUCUUUAAAUGGAACGAACCAAAGGAUACGUUCAGUCUCCAUCUCAAUACAGAUGUUCCCAGCAGAAGAACCACCAGUCUGCCCAGUCUGAGCGAGGACGAUUCCACCCUCUCGUCAAGGUCAGAAGAGACCCCGUCCUUGUUUGGCAGACCAACGUUAAGUGACGGCUUCAAGGAUGGUUUCAAGCAGACUUUCAAAGAAAGCUUGCUGGAGACUUUUGCUCAAUCAUUGACCUCCAAUAAGCUGAAUUCUAUCCAAACGGUUGAUAUGAACGAUAUUCACGCGCAAAAGUGUGAUGAUAUUUUGGGCCUUGGUGAUUACGAAGACCUCAGAAAUUUGAAGAAGAAGGUUUUGAACUUGUGA